AUGUACAGCUCGACUCUGAAGACCCUGGAGGAUCUAACGUUGGACUCCGGUUAUGGGGCAGGGGACUCCUGCAGGUCCCUCAGCCUCUCCUCUUCCAAGUCCAACUCGCAAGCGUUUGCCUCCGCUCAGCACAGGGGCAACUGGUGGUACUACUCGGGCUCCAUGAACAGUAGGAACAACAGCUGGGACACCGUGAACACUGUGCUGCCGGAAGACCCAGAAGUCGCAGAUAUAUUUUCCAAGUGUCCUAAGCUGCCCGAUCUAGAGGAAUACCCUUGGACUGAUGAGGACAUUGGAAAGAUACUCAGGAAAGGGAAGGGGGAUGGAAACGGCAGGGCCUUCACGCAGGACGCUGUCAGGCGGCUCUCGCAGCUCCUGCGGCGAGCCCUGAUCCGCGUCUCCAGGGAGGCUCAGCGGCUCAGCGUGGUGCACGCCAAGUGCACGCGCUUCGAGGUGCAGAGCGCCAUCAAGCUCAUCCAGAGCUGGGCCCUGUCGGAAAGCUGCGUCCUGGCUACCGUCAAGGCGCUCUCGCUGUACAGCAUGAGCGCUGGAGACGGGCUGCGGAAGGGAAAAUCGGCAAGAUGCGGCCUCACCUUCUCCGUGGGCAGGUUCUUCAGGUGGAUGGUGGACACCAGGAUCUCAGUUAGGAUCCAUGAAUAUGCAGCCAUUUCCUUAACCUCCUGCAUGGAAAACCUCGUAGAAGAGAUUAAAGCCCGGGUUUUGGCAAGUCAGAGCCCUGAUAGCGGAGGAGGGGAGAUCUCAGCAGAAAUCCUGGAGAUGGUUAUCAACAACGAUGCCGAACUCUGGGGAGUGUUGCAACCUUACGAGCAUCUCAUUUGUGGGAAAAACGCUAAUGGUAAGAUCCAGCUUUACAGUAAACUAAGUAAUUUCCGUGUGUCUGGUUUUGUGUUUUUCACCUGA
Tinamus guttatus (white-throated tinamou) is the source of this 921-nucleotide messenger RNA. Lineage: Eukaryota; Metazoa; Chordata; Aves; Tinamiformes; Tinamidae. The record is from RefSeq and is a predicted model, not a curated record.